This is a messenger RNA of Labrus mixtus (cuckoo wrasse), 2770 nucleotides long. RefSeq names its product solute carrier family 13 member 4 (gene slc13a4). The transcript has 16 exons. Gene Ontology annotation, biological process: monoatomic anion transmembrane transport. The coding region runs from base 325 to 2247 and encodes 640 amino acids. Gene Ontology annotation, cellular component: membrane. The record is from RefSeq and is a predicted model, not a curated record. NCBI's taxonomy places the organism in Eukaryota, Metazoa, Chordata, Actinopteri, Labriformes, Labridae. Gene Ontology annotation, molecular function: transmembrane transporter activity.
CACACAAAGAGCAGGAGCAGAGGGGCUUCAUCUGAAGUGCAUGGCACGAAGGUUACACGAGGGGGAAGUUAAACUCAGGUUCUGAGAAGCAACUUCAGCCGAGUUGACUCACCUCUCUAAGAGACGCACUCAGAUCCGGUCACCAUCCACCUUCUGUGCGUUAAAGCGCACAGCCGAAACAGAACUUUACGCGCUCCCAGGAGACCUUCCUCCAGCCCUCAGCGCUCGCUGGCUCUCAGAGACUUUCCCCGUCAGCCGGUUUGUGACUUUCACAAGCGGUUCUGCUGAAUAGUGACCGAUCCGACCCAGAGCUCCGGGUCCCCCAUGAGGCUAGAGGCCGCAGCCAGGAUGGAUCUGAUCAGGAAGCUGUGGAGGGCGAGGAAGCUGAUCCUUGUGGUGUUCAUCCCCCUGUCCCUGCUUCCCCUACCGCUCAUCCACCCCACCAGCGAGGCAUGCUGCGCGUACGUGCUGAUGGUGACGGCAGUCUAUUGGGUGUCUGAAGCUGUUCCCUUGGGUGCUGCUGCUCUGGUGCCGGCUUUCCUCUAUCCACUCUUUGGAGUACUCAAGUCCAGUGAGGUGGCAGCAGAGUACUGUAAAGACACCACCCUGCUGCUGAUGGGAGUCAUCUGCCUGGCCGCCUCCAUAGAGAAGUGGAACCUGCAUAAACGCAUCGCUCUGCGCAUGGUGAUGAUCGCGGGGGCCAAGCCUGGCAUGUUGGUGCUGGGCUUCAUGUGCUGCACAGUCUUUUUGUCCAUGUGGCUCAGCAACACGUCCACCACAGCCAUGGUGAUGCCCAUAGCCGAGGCCGUCCUGCAGCAGCUGAUCUGCACAGGCCUGGCCGACAGCCACGAGGACUCCGAAACCGCAGAGGCCCAUGAGGAUGAUGCAUCUCUUUCAGAAAAAGAAGGGAACCUGGACAAAAAUCAGUUAGAGCUGCUUUAUCGCAAUGACAUUAAUGACUGCACUAGACAGGAGCUUUCCAUGCUCAGUGAGGAACAAACUGGGGCGGCAAACGGUUUAGGUUUAAUGUCAAACUCUAACCAGGACAUCGUUAAACACACAAAUGGACACCUGCCUCAGAUUGCAAUCGAAAUCCCGAACGUUAAGCGAGUGAAGGCCAGGAGGGACUCCCAGUAUCCCACCAAGAGGGACCACAUGAUCUGUAAAUGCCUGUCGCUCAGCAUCACCUACGCAGCGACGAUCGGUGGCCUCAUCACCAUCACCGGCACGUCAACCAACCUCAUCUUUGCCGAGCAGUUCAACACACGUUACCCAGACGCAAAGGUGAUAAACUUCGGCACGUGGUUCAUCUUCAGCUUCCCCAUAGCCAUCAUCAUGCUUGUCCUCACCUGGCUGUGGCUGCACUGCCUCUUCCUCGGCUGCAACUUCAGGGAAACAUGCUCGUUGAGCAAGAAGCGCAAGACCAGGAGGGAGGUGAUGUCAGAGAAGAGGAUCCAUGAGGAGUACGAGAAACUAGGACCCAUCAGUUACCCAGAGGUGGUGACGGGUGUUUUCUUCAUCCUGAUGACUCUGCUGUGGUUCACCAGAGAGCCUGGUUUUGUGCCCGGCUGGACGUCUCUCUUCGAGAAGAAAGGUUACAGGACUGAUGCGACAGUCUCAGUCCUUCUGGGCUUCCUGCUCUUCCUCAUCCCUGCCAGGCGACCCUUCUCAUCCUCUUCCAGCUAUAAAUACUCAGGUGAUGAUGACCCGCUGGCUCCCAUGAUCACCUGGAAGGACUUCCAGAGACUGAUGCCGUGGGAGAUCGUCAUCCUGGUGGGAGGCGGCUAUGCACUGGCUGCAGGGUGCAAGGUGUCAGGCCUGUCGGUGUGGAUCGGCAGACAGCUGGAGCCCAUGAGUGGCCUUCCUCCCUGGGCCGUCACCCUGCUGGCCUGCCUGUUGGUGUCAGCGGUCACCGAGUUCGCCUCCAACCCGGCAACUCUCACCGUCUUCCUGCCCAUCCUGUCAGCGCUGUCGGAGACUCUGCAAAUCAACCCCCUCCACACUUUGAUCCCGUCCACCAUGUGCGUGUCAUUCGGGGUCAUGCUUCCAGUGGGGAACCCCCCUAACGCCAUCGUCUUCAGUUACGGCCACGUGCAGAUAAGUGACAUGGUGAAAGCAGGUUUCGGGGUGAAUCUGAUCGGUGUGGCAGUGGUGAUGUUAGCCAUCAGCACGUGGGGGGUUCCCCUCUUCAACCUGACCGAGUUCCCGGUCUGGGCAGUUGGCAGGAACAUCACCGGGAUCUUAUAACCACCGCUGGGAAGAAAAGGUGUUGAACCGUAAACCACUCGGAAGACUGAAAGAGAGAAAGAGGCGGGGCAAUGUUUGUGUGAGGAAAUAACACAAGAAGAUGGUGUUUGGCCUGUCAAGAGGACAGCUCGGAGUUAAGGAGCCCUUUUCUUGCUCUUGGGGGGGGACCUAUGAGAUGAAAAGGAGAGCAAAAACCAUUACAUGUUGCUUCGAUAUAAUAGUUUGAAUUAUAUUUUCUGUUGGGCAUGAGAGGUGUUAUGAGGAGUGACCUCCAACCGUGUAAAGCCUGACCUCCUGCGAAAGCCCUUUUUAUUUACCUCCAUUGACACUGUUAAAUGGAGAUUCUGUUUUAAAGAAAUCCCUGAAGGUAAUUUGCUAAAAGAUACAAAUGAAUUGUUGGUGAUUGAUAUCUAAUAUUUUGUUGAUUGAUUUUGUAGAAGGAAUGAUAAGUUAAGAUGCUGCUCGGCCUCUGAGCCACACUAGCUGACAUUUACAGUACAUAGUAAAAACUUGAACGGUCAUU